AAGAUGAUUACACCACAGCCACCACGGCCGAAACUGAGUUUAAUGCCCGAGUGCAUUGCGAGCCCGACUGUUUUAGGGCUCUUGUCACCCCAAACCCCAGUAAACAGCGAUGGAAUGAAGUUUAGUUCCCGCAGUUACAGUGGGGGAGGAGCGCGGGACGUGUGAGCCCUCCCGCAGGUUACAAGUGGACUUUGAAUUUAAGAGAAAUGGAUUUUUUCCUCCGAGUGAUUUUUGUCCACAUAACAUUAAUCCGUCAAUUAUAUUACCAUCCAUCCAUUACUUCUAAAUAAGUUACAAAACAAUAUGAAGUACUGAGCCUGGAUGAAUGGACUUCAGAUUUGUAAAAAUUGUGUUCUCCAAGAGGGUAUCAAACAUCAAAAUUUAAGCAAGAAAACAUCCAUAUUGAACAAAUUCGUGUAUUUUUAAACACCCACAUUCAUUUUUAUAUAGCCUACUUAUUCACCUGAAAAUCACUAACAAAAAUAAAAAGAUAAAAGUUAAGUCUUAAAAUGAGCAAGAAGAGAACACUUUUGCCCUAAACUCUUAACUGAGGAGAAUUACUGAAAUGGACUUAGGGCUGCUCUCCAAGUAGCCAAGCAAAAAAGAAAAAGCAUGGGGAGUUCUUUAAUAUUCAUUGUUUUGUGAUAGGAAGUAUACCACUUGGUCAUGAGAGGUUAUUUCUCCCUAGUUUUCAGAGGAAUUUGCCACCUGGAUCUUUAUAUAAAGGACAUCGAGCAACAUAGUGGACAGUUUCGUCAAUGGCAACUUAAAAAAAUGCAAACAUAUUGUAUACAUGGCUUUUAUACUGCUCUAUAGAAAAAUGCCAGAGGCAUAAUGUCAUCAUUCUGUCAAAGUAAUUCUAUAGUACAGGUCAGGAUCAGGGAUGUAUCCUUCUACAAACUGAUUUGACACCAAGAUUAGAGUCUGGAAAAUCCUGAGACAUAGAGGAGAGCAUUCCUCUUGAAUAACAAUUGUUUCCUAGAGGCUUUUGAGACAGAUACCUGUUAAAAUUGUUACAGAGGUUUCCUAGAUACCCAGUGAAACCUUUAUACUAAAGCCUCAUGAAAAGGCAGAAGUGUCACAAUGUAUUAUUUACAGGAUUAUGUUUUCCUGCUUCCUGGACUUGUUACCGGCAUAAUUCAUUCAGUAAAAGGUCAUUCUUUCAAAGUACUAAUCUUCAAGGCUGUGUUAGCCUGAAAAAAAGAGACUCACUUUAGCUACAGAGCAGUUGCUAGGGGUAAACAAAUUGUCCCCAUUGUCUCUAUGUGCCAUCACUCAGGCCUGGAUGGGAGCCUUUUGAAUACAAACCUAAUAGACAUAUAAAGAACAUUCUUGAGAAUGGAGGAGAAAGCAUAUAAAGAAGAAAUGUGGUGUGUAAAGGAAGGGAGCUCUUACUACAAUGAAAAUAAGUGAAUGUCCAGGCAUUCAGAGCAGGAGGAAUUAGGAAGGAAUAGUGAACAGAAAAUGAGCUGCUUUAAGGUAGAAUUAAGAAAGAUAGGUCAUGACUAAAAGAAAUUUUAGAACUAGACUUACUUCCCACUACCAGGCAAGACUACGCCCCCAAAAUACCCUUGUGUGGAAGAAUAUAACCCUGGUGUUAUGUGUUAUUUCUUCCUCUUAGCCCUGAGAGCAGUAGUUGUUAAGGAUUUGAUUUGACAGUGUCUGGAGGAAAAUUUUGGUUGUCUCACUGAGAGCAAAGUGUUACUGGCAUCUAGAGGGUAGAGGCCAGGGAUGCUGCUAAAUAUCCUACAAAAGUGCUGAGCUUGAGAAACUGCCUUAGUGACUAGUGCCCCAUUUUUUCUAGCUAGUAAGGUUUUCUGAGUUCUGCAUUAUCACAGUUACUGGGUAUGAGACCCAAGCAUUUGAUAUUUGUUCAAAUAUAGGUGACUCGAAUGCUACAUACAUGACUGAGAAAGACAGAUUUAGAGGAUAAAUGGAGACCUAUUUUUUCAUUUUAACAUAAAUAAUCAGUAAGGUAUAGAUUGAGUUGUUUCAAAGGUCUCAAAUAGUGUGCUGAGUCCCAAUAAUUUGCAAACUAGCACUAUUUUAUAUUCCACUGUGUUAUUUCAAAUUUUGAACUGCUUAAUUUUUUAACACCUGUUAAAUUAUUUUUAUAAUAGAGCAUGUUAAAUCAAUAGUUGUACUUGUUACUAAGUAAUUUACUCUUAAUAGCUAUUUGCUCUUAAAAAUCAGUUUGAUAUAAUUUGGACCAUAGUGGAUUUUGUUUUCAUGACUCCUAAUACAGUUCUUUGGGCAGAGAUUAUGCUCUUGAACUAAAGCAGUGGUCCUCACAUAGCAUCAUCAGAAUCACCUGGGAAGCUUAAUAAAAGAGACUGCUGGGCACCAGCCCCAGAGUUUCUGAUUCAGUAGGUCUGGGGAAGGACCCAAGUAUUUGCACUUCUAACAAAUUCUCAGGUGAUGUUGCUGCUGCUGCUGCUGCUGAUAUGGGGACCCACUGAACUGUGAGACUCACUAAAUUUUGAGUCUCACUGAACUACAGUGACCAAGAAGAUUGCUGAAAUUACUUGAGCUUAUGAAAGGAUCAUGUUUCCAAUUUUUUUAGUCUGUCUUUAAAAAGUAUUAUUUUAAUAUUACACCUUUGUACUUAAAGACUGUGUUUUUCACCAGAAUUACAGAGUACUUAAACUUUGAAUGACUAUGGUAAUGGGUAUUAAUACUAAACUACUAUGAGGUUAGAUAGAAUGCUGUAAUUAAACCAUGUAAAUAGCAAACAUACAUUUUAAAUUCUGAAUUAUAAUAGUCUGAUUACUGGUUAAUCAAACAAAUGGGUACUUAAAUUUUUUUUUAAUGCAGUGUACUGGUGAACAUUUUUAUCAGGCCAUGGGAUCCUGCCUUUGUUGAAAUGGAAAAGAACCUUUCUGAAUGAACUAAAAUGACGUCAUUUAACUUUACCACUUCUCCCAGUUUUUCUUAGGCAUAUUUCUUGAGUCCUAGCUUGGUAAUGUUUCUAACGUAAUUUCAAAUAUCAAACCUUACUCUGUUCCACACCCAGUAGGUGAUUGAAAACUAUGGCAUUGUUGCCGUCUUCUAUACAGUAGUCAAAGUAGAAUUAUUGACAGAUUACCUGCUCUCCUAGGUGACAGAAUAUAGCAAGAGAAAAUGAACCCAGAAAAUAAAGAGAAGGGUAAUGAGAUGCAGUCAGCAAUGAUUUCUGCAGCUUGGCUUACACCCCGUUCAGAGGGCAGAGGAAAAGGCAAUGAGCUUCUUAUAAUCUCUUCUUUCUAAUGAGAUCCGUGGAGCACCUUUAUUAUUGUUUCAGCCAGAGGAGAAGACUGAUGUGGAAGGAACCUUAUUUGUUUACACAAGGUCUGCUUCUCCAAAGCAUGGGUUCACCAUUAUGAAUAGGCUGAGCAUGGAAAAUAGGACGGAACCCAUUACUAAAGACCUGGAUUUCCAGCUCCAGGACCCUUUCCUUCUCUACAGAAAUGCCAGAUUGUCUAUUUAUGGAAUUUGGUUUUAUGAUAAAGAAGAAUGCCAAAGAAUUGCAGAGCUUAUGAAAAACCUAACUCAGUAUGAACAGUUGAAAGCCCAUCAAGGAGCUGGAGCAGGAAUCUCCCCAAUGAUCCUCAGUUCAGGAGAGGGGAAGGAAGUAGAUAUCUUACAAAUGCUCACCAAGGCCAAAGAUGAAUAUACAAAGUGUAAAACCUGUUCUGAGCCAAAACAGAUAACCAGUUCAUCUGCCAUUUACGACAACCCCAAUCUCAUCAAACCAAUUCCAGUGAAGCCCAGUGAAAACCAGCAGCAGUGCAUACCUCGACCCAGUCAGACCUUAGACCCUGAACCCCAACACUUGUCCUUGACAGCGCUCUUUGGAAAGCAGGACAAAGCUACAUGUCAGGAAACUGUGGGGCCUCCGCAGACCUUCCACCAUCACCAGCAGCAGCAAGAGAAGCUUCCGAUUCGGCAGGGGGUUGUACGUUCCCUGUCCUAUGAGGAACCCAAAAGACACUCACCCCCCGUUGAGAAGCAGCUAUGUCCAGCCAUUCAGAAACUCCUGGUAAGGAGUACAGACCUCCACCCAUUGUCAGAGCUGCCUGAAAACCGGCCCUGCAAAAAUGGCAGUGGCCAUUCUGCUGGGGAAGAUUUUACGGGACCUGUCCACCUGGGGUCUCCCCAGAGCGCUGGGACUUCUCAUCAUGUACACAGUGCUUCCAGACCUCAGAACCUGUUAGAGAAGCUCCAGAGCGCCCCGGGAGCAAUGAACAAGUAUGACCCUAGUACACCAGCACCUGCCAGCUCAGCGGCCCCAAGCAUCACAACCCUCACUGCUGCCACCCCUGCAGCUCCAGGACGGGUGGCUCAGCCACAGCUUGUACAUUUCAAUGGCUCCCUUCCACCUCAGGCACUAGGAUGUCAGGCUCAUGAAAAAGAACAGCCCACAUGCCCAAGACAAAUGCCCCCCCCCUCUGGCAAUCAGACUAGUGGUUCUGGAGUGAUCUCCCCUCAAGAGCUACUGCAAAAGCUUCAGCUUGUGCAGCAGGAACAGCAGCUGCAUGCGUCUAACCGGCCAGCCUUGGCAGCUAAGUUUCCUGUGCUAACUCAGAGCUCUGGAGCAGGGAAACCCUUGGAAUCCUGGAUUGACAAGACAUCCAACACAGAAAAGCAGACUCCUCUUUUCCAGGUCAUCUCACCUCAGCGCAUCCCUGCUACAGUUGCUCCUUCUCUGCUCAUGUCCCCCAUGGUGUUCACACAGCCCACCUGUAGCCCACCAAAGGAGAGUGGGCUCUUGCCCCUGGGAAGCCAAGAACCAGCUGCCGCCUCCACCAGCCUCCUCCUGCCUCUGCAGAGCCCGGAGCCCUCCAUACUCAGCAGCAGCCCACUUACCAAGAGGCAGCUUCAGGAAGCACUGCUGUUCCUCAUUCAGAAUGACGACAACUUCUUAAAUAUAAUCUACGAAGCUUAUCUCUUCAACAUGACACAAGCAGCCAUGAAAAAAACUAUGUGAAAGCAAACAUUUUAAAACUGAUUUUCAAGGUCCUCCAGCUCAAGGUUUUUCUGUUAAGUGUUGUUACCCUAAGUGUUUCUGCCUUUUUUUAAAAAGUAUGUGUAAUAUGAAGUAAAAUGUUUCAGACUUUU
Miniopterus natalensis is the source of this 5097-nucleotide messenger RNA. It is a transcript of the gene DCP1B, whose product is annotated as decapping mRNA 1B. Gene Ontology annotation, biological process: deadenylation-dependent decapping of nuclear-transcribed mRNA; deadenylation-independent decapping of nuclear-transcribed mRNA; positive regulation of catalytic activity. Gene Ontology annotation, molecular function: enzyme activator activity; mRNA binding. The record is from RefSeq and is a predicted model, not a curated record. NCBI's taxonomy places the organism in Eukaryota, Metazoa, Chordata, Mammalia, Chiroptera, Miniopteridae. Gene Ontology annotation, cellular component: P-body.